Messenger RNA from Parus major (Great Tit), 1613 nucleotides. RefSeq names its product E3 ubiquitin-protein ligase RNF4-like. The coding region runs from base 1232 to 1564 and encodes 110 amino acids. The transcript has 3 exons. The record is from RefSeq and is a predicted model, not a curated record. NCBI's taxonomy places the organism in Eukaryota, Metazoa, Chordata, Aves, Passeriformes, Paridae.
GGAAGUUUUGGAUCUCUGUGGGUGUUCAGAGUAAUAGUUCAGAAAUGCUUAGAGUGUGAGCAGGAGCCGGCUAGAAAUGGGAACUGGUCUCCUCAUUUUCAAGCCAUUGGGACAGGCUCUUUCUUGGUGAGGCAGCUUGUCAGAGAUCAGGGGUGAUGUCUUUUCUGUGAGGAGAUGCACCAUUGGAUGCAUAUUGCAGCCUUUGCAGGAGUGUUUUGUGUAUCCUUGUGUGCUGUCAUUGGUGUGUCAAAAAGCAAGUGCCAUGUUAAUAUGAGUGCGACAGAAAAGGCUAAGGCUUUGUUCUCUCUCAGCGUCAGUGAAAGCGCCCUGGCGAGCCUCUUGAGUCUGGUCCACCUCGGAAACGGAGAAGGCUGCUGCCCUCCAGAGCAGGUGGAAGUUGGCAGACAGAGGCAAGAGGCCCAGAGGAAAGUGGUUCACCUGCUUUAGAGCCUGUUAAGAAGAGAAUCUGCUUCUGCAGGCUUGGAGUUGAUUUGAACAUGUGCUGUUGCCAGUUCCUAGGCCCUUUCCUGGGGAGGAAGGGAACCUUGGGGUGGAGGAAGCACCUGGUAUGGCAUCCCUAAACAACAAGCCCACUGGCAGCUGUUUUGGUUUGUUACUGAACUCUAUACAUUGGCCUCUAGUGGGAGAUGAGCUGUGUAGCAAAGGCCCCAGGUGCUGCUCAAACACCUGAAUGUGUGCUCUGAUGAGCUGGCAGUGACUGAAACUCUGACUGCAGCUGCCACAGUGGAGGUGGCAGGCUGAGUUUGGGAUCUGCCAAGCUGGACAAAGAUGAAGAGAAGUUAGUCAUUAGCUGUGGCCCAUUCUUCAGGGGAGCAUGGACAGCAUGGUACUGUAAAAUUAGGAUCCCCCUCUGGUUUUGGUGGUUUUUUUCUCCUGUGUGCUAAACAUUCCCCUAUGUGAGAGGAAUGAUCUCUUGGGGUGAACCUGCCAUAAGCUGUUGUCACCCAACAGAACUUAUGAGCAGCUCUGGUGCUCUUCCUCUUGUUUUGCCCCUUCAGAGGACAGGGCUUCCUGUGGACUAUUGAGGGCAAAGCUUGAGUGAAAUAUUGGGCACAUUCCUGAAACGUAGGGCACAUUGAAAUCAAUCACAGCCUAUUCCACAGAGGCAGCCCAUUUCAUUCCUCUGCAAUCUCCAGCCUUCAUUCUAAUGUUCUCUUCUUUUCAGUUUAUGGAGAAUUCAUAGAUAUCUCAGGCAAAUCUUCUGAGCCUGAUGUUGUCACCGUUGGUGAUGAUGAUGAAUCCCCUGUGUGCAGAGCCAGGAAUUUUCAUUAAGUGUCCAAUUUGCAUGGGCUUUUACUCAGAGACUGGGCAGAGUGGACGAGAGCAUGUGACAACCGUGUGUGGCCUCGUGUUCUGCAGCGCGUGCCUCCCUGCUGCCCUGGACACUACCAGCAUGUGCCCAACCUGCAGAGAGGAACUCGAUGCAGAAAUGUAUUUUCCAAUUUAUUUAGGAGUGCUUCUGCUUCUCAGGAGUCAGAUGGAUUCCGGGGAUAGGCAAUGUAGAGGCUUGUUUCUUUAUGUAUAUAGUUCUUCCUGUACAUAGUUUCAUUUUUGCUGAGUUUGGUUAGGAAUAAAGUUUUGAUUGAUUUAAA